Helianthus annuus (common sunflower) is the source of this 1266-nucleotide messenger RNA. RefSeq names its product glyoxylate/hydroxypyruvate reductase HPR3. NCBI's taxonomy places the organism in Eukaryota, Viridiplantae, Streptophyta, Magnoliopsida, Asterales, Asteraceae. Bases 203 to 1156 code for a protein of 317 amino acids. The record is from RefSeq and is a predicted model, not a curated record. Gene Ontology annotation, cellular component: cytosol. Gene Ontology annotation, molecular function: glyoxylate reductase (NADPH) activity; hydroxypyruvate reductase [NAD(P)H] activity; NAD binding. The transcript has 2 exons.
AUGUGUUUUCACUAUUUUCACAUCUUAGGAUGUUUUUCUCUUGAUUCCGUUAUUAUUAUUAUUAUUAUUAUUAUUUUUUAUUAUUAAACCUUGAAGAGAUACCAAGAAUAGAAGGAAAUGUAUUCUAUAUUGAGGGUUGGAGUAUCCAUCCAUCCAUCCAUCCGUGGGCUUCCUUAAACUUUGGGACAAGUGAAAACCGUCGAUGGCCGACUCAACCGUCGUCCCUGCUGCAAUCAUCCAUCGCGACCCUCAAUUCAAAUACUCUUUCCCCGCGACUGAACACAUCUACAACUCAAUCGAGUCUUCGGACCCUUUGUACCCGCUCCACCGACAAACCGCUCGGGUCCUCAUCGUCAUCGGUCCUAGCACCCUCAGGUCUCAGCACUUGGACCAAUAUCCUUCCGUUGAGUUGGUUGUUGGAACAUCCGCCGGUGUUGACCAUAUUGACUUGGCAGAGUGCCGGCGCCGUAAUAUUCGUGUAACCAGCGCCGGUUCAGCCUUUUCUGAAGACGGAGCCGAUUAUGCUAUUGGGCUUUUAAUGGACGUUCUCCGACGUCUUACUGCUGCCGACAGGUUUGUUCGGGCCGGCUUCUGGCCCAUCAAAGGCGUGUAUCCUCUUGGAAACAAGCUAGGGGGGAAACGAGUUGGGAUUGUUGGGCUUGGAAAUAUUGGCACCCUCGUUGCUAAACGGCUCGAGCCCUUUGGCUGCACCAUUGCCUACAACUCAAGAAACAAGAAGCCCCAAGUUCCAUAUGCAUUCUACCCCACCGUCCUUGAUCUUGCAGCGAACAGUGAUUCUCUAAUUGUUUGUUGUGCGUUGUCUGACAAAACUCGCCACAUCAUUAACCGUGAUGUCUUGACUACCCUCGGGAAGAAAGGCGUUAUCGUCAAUAUUGGGCGUGGGGCCCUUGUGGAUGAAAAGGAACUAGUGAAGUUCUUGGUUGAAGGUGAGCUUGGGGGAGCAGGUCUUGAUGUGUUUGAGAAUGAACCCGGUGUACCAAAAGAGUUAUUUACGCUUGACAAUGUUGUUUUGUCUCCACAUAGAGCUAUUUUAACACCGGAAGCGUUUGCUAAUGUUAGGGAGGUAGUGAUCGGGAACAUAACGGCUUUUUUCUUGAAUAAAUCAUUGUUGUCUGAAAUUAAUCUGUGUGAUUAAUGUUGACAUGAAUCGAUGUCACAUAUAAUAUUGUAUCAAUUUGGUCGUAGUAUUGCGGCGUAUGUUGAACUUUAAUCAAUAAGAUUGUUGUUUAUGAAAUUAAAUGUCUA